AUGGCCGUAGCUGAACCCAAGCCUCACUCCGAACCUAAGGUCUGGAAUUUCUUCAAACUUCCUUUUCGCCAUUCCAGUGCAAAUUCUUCCACCGGAACGACGUCGUCUUCUCCUAACCUUCAUCAUCCUCAUCAUCAACAUCACCAUAACCCUAACAGUAACGCGCACAAUCCUCCUCCUGUUGAAGGUUCCACUUCUCAAUCUUCCAAUUCUGUUUCUUCCGUUGCCAGAUCGCUUCUCCCAACACGACGUCGUCUCAAGCUUGAUCCUUCCAACAAGCUUUACUUCCCUUAUGAGCCAGGAAGACAAGUUAGGAGUGCUGUCAGGAUUAAAAACACGAGUAAAUCUAAUGUAGCUUUCAAGUUUCAAACAACUGCACCGAAAAGUUGUUUCAUGCGUCCACCUGGGGCUAUCCUUGCACCUGGCGAGAGUAUCAUAGCAACGGUGUUCAAGUUUGUAGAGCAACCAGAAAAUAAUGAAAAGCCCGAAAAAAGUGGACUCAAAUUUAAAAUCAUGAGUUUGAAGGUCAAAGGUUCAAUUGACUACGUCCCUGAGCUGUUUGAUGAGCAGAAGGACCAGGUAGCAGUUGAGCAAAUUCUGCGUGUUGUUUUUCUAGAUCCAGAGCGCCCUAGUCCUAUUUUGGAAAAAUUAAAGCGACAGCUGGCCGAUGCUGAUGCUGCCCUUGAAGCACGGAAGAAACCUGCCGAAGACGUGGGUCCUAAAAUAAUUGGAGAAGGGCUUGUCAUAGACGAAUGGAAAGAGAGGAGGGAAAGAUACCUUGCUAAGCAGCAGGGCGAUGUGGUUGUAGAUUCUGUAUAG
Molecule: messenger RNA, 819 nt
Organism: Lathyrus sativus (Indian pea)
Lineage: Eukaryota; Viridiplantae; Streptophyta; Magnoliopsida; Fabales; Fabaceae
Source: the annotation of a GenBank genome assembly